Messenger RNA from Drosophila novamexicana, 1043 nucleotides. RefSeq lists its product as uncharacterized. The record is from RefSeq and is a predicted model, not a curated record. Bases 39 to 755 code for a protein of 238 amino acids. The transcript is spliced from 6 exons. Lineage: Eukaryota; Metazoa; Arthropoda; Insecta; Diptera; Drosophilidae.
AUUGCUGCCAGCUGCUUAGAGAUCGAGACGUUUCGGAAAUGUCGCUUCAGUUGCUUCAUGUGAUCAGCCUCCUCGGCUGUCUGCUAAUUGGCCUGGCGUUCUGCCAAAGUGCUUCAUUGGAGCGGGUACGCAUUAAAAGAGAUACACGCAACAUUCCAUCGGAUCAGUUUAAGCCUCUAGAGGAUUCCUCAAAUACUGAUCGUAAUACAACAACAGUACCACAGCGUACAAACUUUGAUGAUACUUUCUCAGUGCACACAAAGGCAAAGGCGCAAGUCUUGACGGAUCCCGCUUCCCAGGAAGAAGAUUACGCAGAUGAAACGUGGCCAACCACUCCGAGGUUUCCCGAUCCACGUCGUUUCAAUUUUCCCACACGCAUUCCCAUCCCUUCCAGUCAAUUCCGCUCGACAAACAUAGACACUUCAUUUAGUUCGAACGUUGGACCAUUUGUCGGUGGCCGUCGCAUUAGUGGUCCUCCUGGUUUUGGUGCUGCGGGUUUUGGUGACGGUGAUUACAGUGGGUCACGCUUCAGUUCAAUGCCUCUGAGCAUUCAAUCGACUCCUCCGUUCAUACCAACGAAUCCUGGAUUCUCUACCUUCGGCGGCCCUGGCUUCGGUGGUGGCUCUUCCAAUAAUUUUUAUCGCUCGGAAUCGUAUAGCUUUAACUCAGAUGGCAUGGGGCCGCCGCAAAUUCAGCAAAGUGUUUUCGACUCUCGCUUGGGACAUGGCAUGACUACUCGAAAUUUUAAAAAAUAGAUUUCCAACCUUUUUGAAACUAUUGAAAUACUCAGAGUAAAAAACAGUCACAGAUCAAUACGUAGUUAGAUAGCCUAGCUGAUAGGAAUUAUAAAUCAGAUUCGCAUUUUUUAAUACAACAACAAGGUCAAAAUCCAUAAAUGAUAAUCGCGAAUGAAACGCAAAUAAUAACAUAUGUUUUGAUUUAAGUACGUAGAAUACUUAAUUUACUGCAGGAAUGAACUAAACAUUUUGUUUUUAUGUCAAUUAUAAACGUUCAGAAAAUCCGACUGAGGCCGGAAAGCGAAA